This is a messenger RNA of Musca vetustissima, 3753 nucleotides long. RefSeq names its product 1-phosphatidylinositol 4,5-bisphosphate phosphodiesterase gamma-1 (gene sl). The transcript has 2 exons. NCBI's taxonomy places the organism in Eukaryota, Metazoa, Arthropoda, Insecta, Diptera, Muscidae. Gene Ontology annotation, biological process: positive regulation of epithelial cell migration; phospholipid catabolic process; phosphatidylinositol-mediated signaling. The coding region runs from base 7 to 3753 and encodes 1248 amino acids. The record is from RefSeq and is a predicted model, not a curated record. Gene Ontology annotation, molecular function: phosphatidylinositol-4,5-bisphosphate phospholipase C activity; protein binding.
GUGAUAAUGAUUAACUGUUUCGGUUCGCUGAGUGUCCCCACUCUGGGGGAAAUGGAACAAAUUAUUUGCAUGCUGGAGAGGGGUACAAUUGUUACCAAACUAUACAGCAAGCAGCGAAAACCCGAACAGCGUAGAUUGAUGUUGAUAAGAGAAACACGGCAACUUCUCUGGUCGCAAGUAACGGCUAACACCCGCAUCGAUUAUGAAGGCUCAUUGGAGUUGCGGGAAAUCAAGGAGAUUCGGGUGGGUAAGAAUUCGAAAGAGUUUCGUAACUGCCCGGAUGAGGCCAAACGCUUUGAGGCCGGUAAAUGUUUUGUCGUUCUGCAUGGCAGCUCAUUCAAACUUAAAACAUUCUCGGUCGUUGCCCUUUCGGAACACGAAGCUGAAAAUUGGGUGAAGGGACUGCGGUAUAUGGUGCAGGACACUAUAAAUGCUUCGUAUCCAUUGCAAGUAGAACGUUGGCUACGGCGCGAAUAUUACGCCAUAGAGAAUUCGAGCACACAGUCGUCAUCGAAAGAUGGUGGCCAAGUGACCGUUAAAGACUUUAAGGCAUUCCUCGGCAGUAUUAGUUGCAAAAUGACCACAUCGAAGUUAAUGGACUGUUUUACGGAGGAGGAUGUUCGGCGGAAAAACGAUCUGCGAUUCGAUGAUUUCGCACGCCUCUAUCGGAAGCUGUUACAGCCCGCCGGAUUUCUUGAAGAUGUCUUUCAUAGUUUGCCUGGCGGAGAAUUUGCCUUCUCUAAGGAUAGACAAAACGUGACUUUGAGAGAAUUCGAACAUUUCCUGUUGACGGAGCAGCGGGAAGCGAUAGGCAGGGAUAGUGUGGCAGUUUCCAAUUUUAUACGUGAAUUCUUGCAAGACAUAGAACGAGAAGUUCACGACCCUUACUUUACAAUUAGUGAAUUUGUCGACUAUCUCUUUUCGAAGCACAAUGAUUUGUGGGAUAACGACUGUGAUCGUGUCUAUAUGGACAUGAAGCAGCCAUUAUCAAAUUACUGGAUUGCCUCGUCGCACAACACUUAUCUUACGGGUGAUCAGUUUUCUUCGGAGUCGUCAUGUGAAGCCUACGCUAGGGCUUUACGAAUGGGCUGUCGUUGCAUUGAGUUGGAUUGCUGGAAUGGUCCGGACAAUUUGCCGCAUAUUUUCCAUGGCCACACCAUGACAUCCAAGAUUAAAUUUAAAGAUGUCAUCAAAACCAUAAAGGAACAUGCCUUUGUCACAUCCGAGUUUCCAGUAAUCCUGUCAAUUGAACAGAAUUGUUCGUUGGAGCAACAACGUAAUAUGGCACAUGCACUAUGCGAAGUGUUUGGUGAUAUGUUAUUGACACAACGCAUCGAUCGCUCGGAAACCCAAUUGCCAUCGCCAUACCAGCUCAGGAGAAAAAUCAUUUUGAAACAUAAAAAAUUACCCGAAUUCGAAGACACUUCGGCAACAUCUUUGACUUCGAAUAGUUCAUCGAAUUCAUCAAAUAUGUUGACAUCUUCGGGAAGUAGAGGUUCAAUUUCUGGCCCGGAUGAUCAGGGUGAUGGUGUAAGAAAUGUCCUAAAAGAAGGUCUUUUGUACUUUAAAGAUCCGGUUGAUAAAAUUUGGAAUCAUUAUCACUUCGUUUUGACUCAGCAAGAGCUAAUAUAUUCGUCGCAAACGGAAGAUACUAAUUCGGCGGGAGGUGAUGAUGAUGACAAUGUUGUUGCUGUGUCUUCCACAAACACAUUAAUGCCAAAGGCCAAAGAUAAUUUAAUGAAUGAUGAGUUGCAUUUCGGUGAAAAUUGGUUUCACGGCAAACUUGAGGGUGGACGCAGUGAAGCAGAUCAACUGUUGGAAGCCUAUAAGCAUCUGGGCGAUGGUACUUUCUUGGUUCGCGAAUCGGCAACAUUUGUCGGUGACUACAGUCUAUCGUUUUGGAGGCGUGGUCCAAACCAUUGUCGCAUUAAACUUAAACACGAAAAUGGCACUACUAAAUAUUAUCUAGUAGAUAACUUUGUCUUCGAUUCGUUGUACUCUCUGAUCGUAUACUAUCGCAAGAAUAUGUUGCGCAGUGCAGAAUUUUCCAUAACCCUUAAAGAGCCGGUGCCGCAACCUAAGAAACACGAAUCGCAAGAAUGGUUCCAUCCGCACACCACCAAGGAACAGGCGGAGCAGGUUUUAAUAAAACUAGAAGUGGGUUCAUUUUUAGUGAGGCCUUCGGUACAAAGUGCCAACGCUUUUGUAAUAUCAUUCACCAUUAAUCGAAAAAUAAAGCAUUGUCGGAUAAUGCAAGAAGGCCGUUUGUUUGUGGUGGACACCAAUCAAUUUGAAUCGUUGGUAUCAUUGGUGAAACACUACAUGCGCAAUCCAUUGUAUCGUAAUGUAAAGCUAGUCUAUCCCGUAUCACAAGAGCUCCUGAAGCAAAAGCUUUUGGCCUGUCAAGCCUCCUUGGAUCAUCAUGGCAAUGGCGACUUUCAUGAUGCCUCAAGUUACAUGGAUGCUUCUAGUCUUGAAGACACCGUCACCUGCAAAGCUCUAUAUAGCUAUAAGGCCGACAAAGCAGAUGAAUUAUCAUUUCCUAAACACGCCAUCAUUACAAACGUCCAACGCAAUAGCUCAAUGUGGUGGAAGGGCGAUUAUGGUGGCCUAAAGCAACGUCAUUUCCCGGCAAACUACGUCAAGGUUAUUGAUUCGAGCUCUGACGAUUACAAUACAUUCAAUGAUGAACUGAACAAUGAACAGUUUUCACGCACCGAUUCCAUUGAAAUUCACGGCGCCGUGGCUUCGUUGUUCGAAUCAAAUGAACCUGGCAUUCUGCUGAAGCUUCAAAUACAAACACCAACAAUGCAAAACUCAUUUGUGAUUGGCUUUGAUAAUCAGGAACAGGCUUACGACUGGUUCAAAGCCAUUCAGGAGGCAGCUCUUAUUGCCAAUCAGUUGGCAUCGGAGAGAAGAAAAAAGGAACGCUCGGCUCGUGUGGCCAAGGAAAUGUCCGACUUGAUUAUUUACUUUCGCAGUGUACCGUUCCGUGAACAUUCAUGGGUAUUCUAUGAAAUGUCCAGUUUUCCCGAAACAAAGGCGGAAAAACAAUUUGUACAACAAAAUACAUUGCUCUUCGUGGCCUAUCAUCGCCAUCAGAUUAGUCGGGUCUAUCCGAAGGGUCAACGUUUAGACUCGUCCAAUUUUAAUCCGGUGCCUUUCUGGAAUGUUGGCUCCCAAAUGAUUGCACUAAACUAUCAGACUGGAGACAAGGCAAUGCAAUUGAAUCAGGCUAAAUUUCGCGACAAUGGCAUGUGUGGAUAUCUAUUGAAACCAAAGUUUAUGCAGUUGGAAGGAUUCGAUCCAAAUAAUCCGUUGACCAUUAGUCCACUGGAAGAGAAACUAGUCACAAUUCGUAUUAUUGCAGCCAGACAUCUGUUUCGGGCGGGCAAGUGCAGCAAUCCCUUGGUUGUUGUAGAAAUUGCUGGAGCCAGCUACGAUACGGGUGUUAAACAUCGCACAAAGUUAUGUGAAAAUGGUUUCAAUCCUGUUUGGAACGAGAUGUGUGAAUUUUCAGUUAAAAAUCCACACUUUGCCUUGUUGCGUUUUGAGGUUCAGGAUGAGGACAUGUUUGCCGAGACACAUUUCAUUGCGCAGGCUUGUUACCCCCUUAAUUGUAUUAGAACUGGUUAUCGAAGUGUUACUUUACGCAAUAAAUUCAGUGAAGAAUUGGAAUUGGCUUCGCUGCUAAUACAUGUCGAUAUAAAACAAGCAACGGCAACAGAAACGCAUGCUGUCAUUGGAUUCUAA